AUGGAUGGAAUUACCAAGUCUCGAAUCAUUAAGUUCAUCGUCGGCAAGGACAAGGUCGAACACAAUGUCCACGAGGCAGUCAUCAGUGGCCUUUCCGAACCCCUCCGAGCACUCGUGAACAACGGCAUGAAGGAGUCUGUGGAGGGCUUGGUUGUCUGGACCAGUGUCGAGGAUGAGACUUUUACUCACUUGAUGGAGUACGCCUACCGUCACGACUUCACCUUUGUUGACCAUGACGCAAAGACAACCUACGCAUCCGAAACCACGGAGUCACUCAAUCAGCGCGUCAAAGGCUACCGGCUCCCGAGAAAGAGUCGAUCAAAGGGAAUUGAUUUCGCUCUGGAUUGCUUUGGUGACUUCAUGACUGAUGUCGAAGGUGAUCCGCAUCUGGUUCGCAGUCACUCACAACAGUGUUUCAUAUCGUGCGCGCGACUCUACGUCUUGGCCGAUCAGUACGCCAUUUAUGAGUUGAAGGACCUAUGCGUCGACAAACUGCGACAGAUCCCUCUGCACCACCCAUACACCGAUGAACUCGCACUCAGCAUCUGCAAACUCUUGGUCUUUGCUUGGCCGAGGACCAUACCCAAUGAUACACUUCGAGCACUGCUUAUCGACUACAUCAUCACAGACCUAUACAAAGCUCUUGGGUUUUCCUGUGUUACUGAUGUCUUGGACGAGAUUCCCGAGAUCUCUACUGCCCUUCUUCGUCGCGCGCCGGAUGACUACUGGCUGGCACUCUGA
This is a messenger RNA of Colletotrichum orchidophilum, 741 nucleotides long. RefSeq lists its product as uncharacterized. The record is from RefSeq and is a predicted model, not a curated record. NCBI's taxonomy places the organism in Eukaryota, Fungi, Ascomycota, Sordariomycetes, Glomerellales, Glomerellaceae. The transcript is spliced from 2 exons. The coding region runs from base 1 to 741 and encodes 246 amino acids. Gene Ontology annotation, molecular function: protein binding.